Molecule: messenger RNA, 1242 nt
Organism: Papilio machaon (common yellow swallowtail)
Lineage: Eukaryota; Metazoa; Arthropoda; Insecta; Lepidoptera; Papilionidae
Exons: 5
Coding region: 10-1242 (410 amino acids)
Source: RefSeq, a predicted model, not a curated record
CUGUGCAAGAUGUCGGAUCGGGCUGGUGAAUGGGAUCGGCGGAAAACUUAUCUCACAAGAUGUUUGUUUGAAGAUUUACCUUUAUUAUCGCCGAUACCAGAAAGAAGAGAGCCUGAUCAGUCCGAAACUAACGAUCUGUGCAGUGCGCUGCCAGAUCUCAUCAUAGAAAAGGAGAAGAAUCGUCACGAUGAACCAGAGGAGUUCUACCAGGAGUUGGAGAAAAGGAUGCUCAGACUGUACAGGAAACUGUUCCUGUGUCAUCACGAGGAAGGCUCAUUUUUGUCGAUAAAUAGUACUUCGAGCCAUGAUAUUACAGAAUUCAUUGAAGAUGAAAUAAGACAAGAUUCAGACAACGAAGAUCGUUUAAUACAAUCUGAUGAUGAAUGUUCUGAGGGGCCAAGGCAUCAGAUAAUCACAAUAGAAGCAAUGAUACACACAGGGGAAGAUAGUCAAAGGAACAGGAAGAGAGUUAAUGAAGAAAUAUCAUACUCCAUGGCGGCGCAAAGUCCAAUAAUAGGAUGUAAACAUGUGCAGCAGAUAAAUGAGGAUUGGGACGAACAGACUUCAGACAGACGUCUAUCAACACAAGACGCUACAUUUGCUAGUUCUAACAGUCCCCUUCUGGUUAGCAGAGUUUCAUUCCUGGAUGAAAAUGAAGCACGACUUGUAGCAAGACAAGCCAUUACACAAAAGUAUUCUAAGUCUACCAGUCAUGAUUUCGAAGUGUACGAUUUUAGUCCAAUUGAAGUCAUGAGACAAAAAGGAAAUGAACAUGAUUCUAAUUCUAAUAGUUCCAUUCCGGAAGUAAGACAUAAUCGUAGAUCAAGCAUGGAGCCUGAAUUUGUUAAGAAUUUAAACGAGAACGAAGCGUCUCCUGUUAAAAUGACUCAAACUUACAUUGAAGAAGAAAUGGCCUCGGAUGUCGUAAGAUCUGAUGGAGUAUCACAAAUAUUGGAUGAAGGUGAUUUGCGAAAUAAUGCUCUCAGAGACCUAACUAACAUCUCGUCUCCUGUACUCGACACGAUUUCUAGAAAAAGACUACGUUCUGAUAGUUGGGACGCUUCACAAGAAUUGCCCAGAAAAAGAAUGAAAUAUAAAGACAUUGGACUACAAACGACUAUCAAAGAAUCAUUCUCAAAUGUAACGCCGCCGUGCUGUGAGCAACCACCAACGAAUUAUUUCUACGGAACUCCUAUGAUUUUGAAUAUUUGUCGUUGCAAAGAUCACACUUGUGAAUCGUGA